UGGAGAACUUUGAAAAUGUUUGUGAUUUUGUGCCGUUUUCUCGUUUUGGCCCAGACCGUGGCUUCUUACGAGAGAAGAAUUUUUGACUCACAAAGUAUGGACGUAGAAAGCUUCAUCAUCAAAGCUGGCGACAACAAAACUCUACCUUGUCCUGGUGUGAACGAACAUACUCUCGUUCAAGCUCUGGAAUGGCGUUCAUCCAACCAUAACAAACUGGUCCAAUUCAUGAGCAAUUCAACCACCGGCUGGGACAAUAGGGUUUCCCUAAAUACCAAAACCUAUGGACUAGCAUUUCAUCCUGCUAUAGCAAACGACAGUGACGACUACAUAUGUUUGGUUAACAGCAGACCCAAACCAGAAGGCAUCGUUAGACUAAUUGUUCAAGAUGUUCCCGAACCACCGGGAAGGCCUUUUAUUGAGAGCUUUACCUCACGCUCCGUCAAUAUGUCGUGGCUCCCUUCCCAGAACACCCAUCACGGUCGCGUCACUCACCACAUCAUCCACACAAGAGUUGGCGAGGCUGGUGAAUGGGAUGAAGUUCCUGGAAUUCUUACACCUUCCAAUGGCAGCUUUUUCACAGUAACAGGUUUGAGACCUUAUACCGUCUACAGUUUUCGAGUUGUAGCAGUAAACAUCAUGGGCGUUAGUAAGCCAAGCAAAGAAUCCUAUUACAUGGUCACUCUCAGAGAGGCACCUACUGGUAAACCGGUUAUAACCAAUGCACACAACACAUCAGCAACUUCUCUUCGUAUCAGCUGGAGGGCACCACGUCUCGAUACCAUUCAUGGUGAAUUUUUGGGCUACCGCAUAGCAUAUCGUCCACGUGAUAGAGGAGAAGAAGCCUUCAAGGAAAUUUACAUAAGAGAUCCUAACGUGGAGAGUCACACAAUACAGAACUUGGAAACCUAUACUCAAUAUCUGGUAUCACUGCAAGUCUUCAAUCCUGAAGGUCCUGGACCCAAUACAACUGUUCUCGUCAUGACCGAUGAAGGAGUCCCUAGCGAACCAAGAGGAUUGACUGUUUUGGAUGUGACUUCCAAUUCCAUCACAUUAGGAUGGCAAGAACCGGAAGAUGUAAAUGGUAUUAUCGAGGGCUACAGGAUUUACUAUAUUAUGACUAAUUUAACCUAUGUGCAAUCCCAAAAGCAAGCAUCCUCUCGUGUUAUAUACAGCCUGACAAAUCUGAAACCCUUGACAGAAUACAAAAUAUGGGUAAAAGCGUUCACAGGAAAACAUGAAGGCUUACCUUCAGAUCCAGUCAUCAAUUCAACUGACAUUGGAGGCCCUGAUCCCCCUGUUAUAAUGAACCUAACAUGUCAGACCCAAGAUACUAUGUUCAUCAAAUGGAAGCGGCCAGUCAAUUUCUUUGAAUCUAUAGAUUAUUAUUAUAUCUACAUCCAUUUAGAUGAUCAAAUGUGGAAUAAUAUCACCUUACCAACAGACACCAAGUAUUUGGAUACCGUAUUUACUGUCUACAACGUCACAACUGAUGCUGUUUACAAAAUUCAGGUUCAGGCAUCUACAAAGAGCAAUAGAACAGGCAGAAUAAUUUACGGGAACUAUUCUCAACCUAAGUCAGUUUUUAUGCAACAAAAUUGCGAGAAAAUUCAAGAAUAUAUGCGUCAUACCACCCAUGAGCUCAGCGCUGGCGUCUUAGCUGGUAUUCUUUGUGCAACUUUGGCUUUUCUUCUGGGUAUAUCUGCCUUCGUAAUGUGGAGAAAAUGUUUUCAUGGUUCCUACUACUACUUGGAUGAUCCACCUUGUUCAGUACCAAAUGCAGCAUUAGACUGGAAUGCUUCUCCAGAUGGUGCAUCGGAUUAUAAAGGAGCCAUUCCCGUUCAUAUGUUCUCAAAACAUGUAAGCGAACUUCAUGCCGAUGGUGACAUUGGAUUCAGCAAGGAAUACGAAUCAAUUCAAGCUGAAGCUUCAACUGAUGAUCAUACUUCUGAGCAUUCUCAGCAUCCUGAUAACAGAGCUAAGAACAGAUACCUGAAUAUAAUUGCUUAUGACCAUAGCAGAGUGCAACUCUUACCGAUGGCUGGACAAAAGAAAGGUGUUGACUACAUUAAUGCUAAUUAUAUUGAUGGUUUCCAAUGGUCCAAAGCUUAUAUUGGUACACAAGGUCCUUUACCGUCUACCUUUGAUUGUUUCUGGCGUAUGGUUUGGGAACAAAGGGUCAACAUAAUCGUAAUGAUUACUAACUUGGUUGAACGUGGCAGACGUAAGUGUGAUAUGUAUUGGCCAAAGGAAGGUACUGAGACCUAUGGAGUUAUUCAAGUGAGGCUUAUGAAAGAAGAUAUUAUGGCAACCUAUACUGUGAGAACACUACAAAUACGUCACCUAAGAAUCAAGAAGAAGAAGUCUCUGAUGGCUGAGAAACUUGUUUAUCAAUAUCAUUAUACUAAUUGGCCCGACCAUGGAACUCCCGAUCACCCAUUGCCCGUAUUGCACUUUGUGACUAAGUCUGCUGCUGCUAAUCCACCAGAUGGUGGUCCGAUCAUAGUCCAUUGCAGUGCUGGAGUUGGUAGAACUGGUACAUAUAUAGUGUUGGACGCAAUGCUUCGCCAAAUCAGAACUCGUGGAGAAGUUAAUAUUUAUGGAUUCUUGAAACACAUUCGCACACAGAGGAAUUUCUUAGUACAGACUGAGGAGCAGUACAUUUUCAUUCAUGAUGCUUUGGUUGAGGCGAUUGAAUCUGGAGAGACCAAUAUUAGUAGGGAACAAUUCCCUAAAUAUGUUCAAGCAUUGCAGAAUAUUAUGACUGAAGACAGGCCUGAGUUAUGGAGACCAUUAGAGAUCCAGUUCAAUUUGGUAACCAGUUUCCAAUGCAAAGACUUCUACCUAGUAUCAGCGAAUAAAGUGAUAAAUCAGCCAAAGAAUAGAAGACCGGAUAUUCUACCUGUGGAAAGUUCUCGAGUUCAUCUGACUCCUAAACCUGGUGAAGACGGUUCGGAUUAUGUUAACGCUACAUGGAUGCAAGGUUUCCACAGCUUAAGAGAAUUCAUCAUCACUCAACAUCCUCUGAAACAUACCAUAAAAGACUUCUGGCAAAUGGUUUGGGAUCAUAACGCUCAAGUGAUUGUUGUACUAAGCAUUAUCGAUAAUCAGGAUUUCGAAAUUUUCUGGCCCAUGGAUCAAGAUACAAUUGAUGCCGAUUCUUACAAAAUAAAACUCGUUCAUGAACACGUCCAGUCGACUUACCUAACCAGAGAUUUUACCAUGCAAUCGAUGCAAGAUGACUACGAGAUACCAGUUAAGAUGUAUCAGUGCACCAACUGGCCACAUCACUGUGCCAGUAUCAACGAAGUUUACCUUCUACCAAAUAUAGUUCUAGAUUCCGGCAUUCAAAAUGGACCAAUCGUUGUUGUUGACAGAUAUGGUGGAACUGAGGCAGCUAGUUUCUGCAUUUUAGCGUCACUGAAGAAGCAUCUCACUUAUGAUAACCACGUUGAUGCGUACUUGUAUGCCAAAUUAUACCAUAAUCGUAGACCAGGAAUAUGGAAUUCCAUGACUGAUUAUUUACAGCUGCAUAGAGCCGUGCAAACAUUGUGUAGCCCUCCUGAGAACAUAACUCCUGAUUUAUAUUCCAUGACUAAUGGGGUCAAUGGUUCAGUUUCCAAUGAUAACUUAAGGGUGUCAUCUGAAGAACACCCAUUGAUACAUACCCAAGAUGUUUUGAAGUGUUAUCAUACUUAAAUGUUAUCAUUGUCAUGAGUCAUUUAAUCUACAAGUGAAGAGAAUAGCAGUAACCCAUGUAGUUUUGAUUGGUGCACAAAAAAUGUCUUUUUCUGUUCAAAUAUUUUCAGAAAAAUUUUUAAGAUUAAUACAUAGUUGAAGAUAUAUUUCCUUCCGGUAUUCAUUUAAAAAACGGACAAAUUCAUGAAGAAUUAUUUUAUCUGCAAAUUUGUACAUUUUUUGUGCUGAGCUGAUAGUUUGGAUUAUGUUGGUGGUGCUCAGAAAAUUAUUUGAGUUCACCAAUAGGAAAGAUUAGUCUGUAAAAUAUGUAGUUAAAUGUAAAAAUCUAAAGAGUAUAUUGAAUAUUGUAAUUCCAUAUUUAUAAGUGUAUAGCUCUAGUUUUUGUAUAUUGUUGUUUUCAAAAACUAUAUUGAUAUUCACUAAUUUUGAGUGGAAAGAGGGAAUCGACUCUAUCCUGUAGAAAGUUUGAAAGUUGAUGACCCUAAAUUUAGUAUCCGUCCACCCAGGCUUUGAACACUCAUGUUGAUUGAUAUCCCUCUUUUCACAUAAAGUUAUUUUAAUUUUCAUCAAAAGUCUCAUUUGUGUAAUUUUAAAAUUACUAUUUAAUUUAGUAUUGUAUUAACAAAGCUAUUAUUAUCCUGUAUUCUUCAUGGUUUUACUGAUGUUAUUUAUUUUUAUAUAGAUUAUCAGUAUGCAUAUAUUUAUUGAAUCAAGUACAUUAUAUUAAAUUAUAAUUUUAGUUCCUCCCCAGGAUAACUGUACCCUGUUUCAUCAUGUUUAGCAGAAAAUAUAGUAUUCUAAAAUUCUUCAACACUUUGUGUAUGUUGCAUUAUAUUUGUGUUAUCAAAAUAAAAUUCUAAAACGUA
Molecule: messenger RNA, 4562 nt
Organism: Harmonia axyridis
Lineage: Eukaryota; Metazoa; Arthropoda; Insecta; Coleoptera; Coccinellidae
Gene: Ptp99A
Product: tyrosine-protein phosphatase 99A
Exons: 17
Coding region: 16-3696 (1226 amino acids)
Biological process (GO): protein dephosphorylation
Molecular function (GO): protein tyrosine phosphatase activity; protein binding
Source: RefSeq, a predicted model, not a curated record